Messenger RNA from Rotaria socialis, 681 nucleotides. The record is from the annotation of a GenBank genome assembly. NCBI's taxonomy places the organism in Eukaryota, Metazoa, Rotifera, Eurotatoria, Philodinida, Philodinidae.
AUGGCAUCGAACGAGCAAACUCAAAGUGAAACGAACGAAGUAAAACCAGUAGUUAAUCCUCCGAAAAAGAUUAAUCAUACAUGGUAUCAAUCCGAAACUUGUGUUUAUGUUGUCAUUCCUAUUCGAAACGUACAACGAGACCAAGUACAUGUUGAAUCUACAGAAAAUACAUUAAGCGUUAAUAUCAAAUUGCCAUCGUCAAAUAGUGAAUAUAAUCUAGAACUUGACCUUGCUUAUCAUGUUAAUAGCAGUCGUACGGAUACUAAAGUUAAUACAGCAAACGUUGAAGUUCGUUUGUAUAAAGUUGAUGCUAUACAAUGGGCAUCACUUGAUUCUCAACAUAAACCGAAUGCUCCACCAGUUAUUAUGAAUCGUGCUCCAACUGUACAAUCAGUUCCACCAUCGUAUCCAUCGUCGAGCAAAAAACCUACGAAUUGGGAUAAACUUGAAGUGGAAAUUAAGAAAGAAGAGAAGGAAGAAAAACUUGAAGGUGAUGCAGCACUCAAUCAAUUGUUUCAACAAAUCUAUCGUGAUGGAAGUGAUGAACAAAGACGAGCAAUGAACAAAAGUUUCAUGGAAUCAGGUGGCACUGUAUUAAGUACUAACUGGGAUGAUAUUGCCAAGAAAAAAACUGAAUGCAAGCCACCUGAUGGAAUGGAAUGGAAACCAUAUGAUAAUUAA